ACACCCGAGCCGCGUCCGCGAACACAGCCCAUGGCCUCCCCGCGCCUAGGGACCUUCUGCUGCCCCACGCGGGACGCAGCCACGCAGCUCGUGCUGAGCUUCCAGCCGCGGGCCUUCCACGCGCUCUGCCUGGGCAGCGGCGGGCUCCGCUUGGCGCUGGGCCUUCUGCAGCUGCUGCCCGGCCGCCGGCCCGCGGGCCCCGGGUCCCCCGCGACGUCCCCGCCGGCCUCGGUCCGCAUCCUGCGCGCUGCCGCUGCCUGCGACCUUCUCGGCUGCCUGGGUAUGGUGAUCCGGUCCACCGUGUGGUUAGGAUUCCCAAAUUUUGUUGACAGCGUCUCGGAUAUGAACCACACGGAAAUUUGGCCUGCUGCUUUCUGCGUGGGGAGUGCGAUGUGGAUCCAGCUGUUGUACAGUGCCUGCUUCUGGUGGCUGUUUUGCUAUGCAGUGGAUGCUUAUCUGGUGAUCCGGAGAUCGGCAGGACUGAGCACCAUCCUGCUGUAUCACAUCAUGGCGUGGGGCCUGGCCACCCUGCUCUGUGUGGAGGGAGCCGCCAUGCUCUACUACCCUUCCGUGUCCAGGUGUGAGCGGGGCCUGGACCACGCCAUCCCCCACUAUGUCACCAUGUACCUGCCCCUGCUGCUGGUUCUCGUGGCGAACCCCAUCCUGUUCCAAAAGACAGUGACUGCAGUGGCCUCUUUACUUAAAGGAAGACAAGGCAUUUACACGGAGAACGAGAGGAGGAUGGGAGCCGUGAUCAAGAUCCGAUUUUUCAAAAUCAUGCUGGUUUUAAUUAUUUGUUGGUUGUCGAAUAUCAUCAAUGAAAGCCUUUUAUUCUAUCUUGAGAUGCAAACAGAUAUCAAUGGAGGUUCUUUGAAACCUGUCAGAACUGCAGCCAAGACCACAUGGUUUAUUAUGGGAAUCCUGAAUCCAGCCCAGGGAUUUCUCUUGUCUUUGGCCUUCUACGGCUGGACAGGAUGCAGCCUGGGUUUUCAGUCUCCCAGGAAGGAGAUCCAGUGGGAAUCACUGACCACCUCGGCUGCUGAGGGGGCUCACCCAUCCCCACUGAUGCCCCAUGAAAACCCUGCUUCCGGGAAGGUGUCUCAAGUGGGUGGGCAGACUUCUGACGAAGCCCUGAGCAUGCUGUCUGAAGAUGAGAUGAAUGCUAGGACUUUGACCAAAGUUGGUCCAUGAAAAACUCCAUGCACUGAAUACUGAGCAUUUUCUGAAGCUGAUGACAAACCUGCUAGGACACAGACACAGUCAGUCUUUUGUCUUUUCCUCUCCAGGUUCUGAUGCCAGCACAAUUGAAAUUCACACUGCAAGUGAAUCCUGCAACAAAAAUGAGGGUGACCCUGCUCUCCCAACCCAUGGAGACCUAUGAAGGGGAUGUGCUGGGGGUCCAGACCCCAUAUUCCUCAGACUCAACAAUUCUUGUUCUUUAGAACUGUGUUCUCACCUUCCCAACACUGCACUGCCGAAGUGUAGCGGCCCCCAAACCUUGCUCUCAUCACCAGCUAGAGCUUCUUCCCGAAGGGCCUUUAGGAUAGGAGAAAGGGUUCAUGCACACACGUGUGAGAAUGGAAGAGCCCCCUCCAGACCACUCUACAGCUGCUCUAGCCUUAGUUGCCACUAGGAAGUUUUCUGAGGCUGGCUGUAAAGUAAGUGUAAGGUCCACAUCCUUGGGGAAGUAGUUAAAUAAAAUAGUUAUGACUGA
Homo sapiens (human) is the source of this 1714-nucleotide messenger RNA. NCBI's taxonomy places the organism in Eukaryota, Metazoa, Chordata, Mammalia, Primates, Hominidae. The record is from RefSeq and is a predicted model, not a curated record.